AUGACCGUCUGGGCACCUGGAGGAGACCCCAGACAGUCUGCGACGGUGCCAGACAGUCUUUUAAACAGCGGGGUAUCUACAGGAGACUCCGAGACAGUGUGCGACGGUGCCAAGACCGAGACUCCUAGACAGUCUGCGACGCUGCCAGAAAAUCUCCCAGACCAGCGAGGCACCCGCAGGAGACUCCGAUACAGUCUUCGACGGUGCCAUAACGGUCUAGGCAGCUGCAGGAGACUCCCAGACGGUGCCAGAAGUCUCCAGACCGUUAGGGCACCUUCAGGAGAAUCCCAGAUAGUCUGCGACGGUGCGAAUACCAUCUGGGAGACUCCCAGACAGUCUGUAACAGUGCAAGACAAACUCUCACUCCGUCGAAGAGUGUUUGGUGAAUCUCCUGCAGGUGCCCAGACGGUCUUGGCACCGUCGCACACUGUCUCGGAGUCUCCUGCAGAUGCCCGAUGUUUAGAAGACUGUCUGGGAUUGUCCUUAAGAAACCAAGCCAGACUAAAAGAUGGUCUGAAAGAGGCUUUCAAGAAAAGUAUGGAACCAGUGGUUGAUCUUGUGAACAAACGUUUCUCACAAAUGAGCUUGAAAGGAAACCCUGUUAAAACUUUGAAAGGGGUAUCAGAUGAAGAGAUCACAUCCAUCUUAGAUAUCACUGGUGUUGGCUUUGGAGCAGAUAGUCCAGUAGCCACAGCUGACACAAAAAGCGCUGAAUUGAAGAAAAGCAAGCAUCUGCAGGCAUGCUUCUACUGCUUCCAGUUAAAGAAGUGUUCAUCCGAUGAAUGUGGCUACUGCUCCGUUAACCCAGUCCGAGAUCAGGAUGUUUUUGACCGCCUCAGGUUCCUCCCUGAACCAAAGCCUGACGAAAAUGGUGAACACUACCUACCAUUCAGUGAGUUGUUUGGGAAAGCCCUGACCCGUGACAAGUACAGACCCUCAACCAGACCAUGUGGAACCUAUGAUGAGGAAUUACAAAACCAUGAUAAAGAGAAUCGAGAAAUUUUGAGGAAUGAGAAGCUUCGAGAUGCUGUCCUUUGCGGAGAAUGUAGCAGGCCAAGAUGUGUCUUUAGUCCAAACAAGCUUGACCGACAACAGGAGGAAUUCUUGCGGAACAUUAAGGCAUGCCAUUCGUAUAUCUGUGGAGAUCAGUUGGAAGAUGCACCUGACCUGUAUGUUCGGAGAUGCGUGACCUGCAGCUCUGAGGUGGAAACAGCUUAUUUCUCAGCCAAGUGUCGGCAUUACCUACCACCAGUGUGCAUCCACUGUGGAUCUCCUGACUGUCUGUUAGAUGACAACGAUGCAUAUAUUGCAGAUUUGUAUACAAAAUAUUCCAUUGUCAGGCCAAUUUGUGUGUCUUGUCGACAUUCUGGAAAAGAGGCAAAAACAUGGGGCGCCAAGAAGUUUUUAAAAAAACAAAAAGUCAAAUGAACUCAUUCAAGCCUUCAAAAGUUCUUACUUUGAUUUGGUUUGUAAAUGAGACCAAAGCAAAAGAAUGUGUUUAUGAUGACCAUCAUCAUCAUGUUUAUAAAUGUUAACAUGUUGUGAUUGAAAAUGAAAAAUCAUGGAUUGGAAUAAAGAGCAAAUGCUUUAACUUUUAAAAAUAUUAGUGUUUCGUAUUUUCCAGUUUAAUUUCUAUUUCUACAGAUUUUAAUUGUUUUGUGUUAAGAUUAAAGUUGAUACUAGUCAUUUGUGAUUGCACUUUUCUUGGAAAAGUAUGUUUUAUUGUAAAUUGAUGUGUUUUACAAAUAGUCACGCUAAAUAUUGUUCUACUACUAUUGUUAUAAAUAUAUAUUAUAGUACUAGUCAUUUAAUAAAUAUACUAGAACUGAUACUAGUCGUUUUAUGCCCCCGGUAGGGUGGCAUAUAGCAGUUGAACUGUCCGUCUGUCUGUCCGAAAACUUUAACAUUGGCCAUACUUUUUGCAAUAUUGACUUGAUAUUUGGCAUGCAUGUGUAUCUCAUGGAGCUGCACAUUUUGAGUGGUGAAAGGUCAAGUUCAUGUAAAAAAAUAAAUAUAUAUUUUCAAAGCGGCGCAGUAGGGGGCAUUGUGUUUCUGACAAACACAUCUCUUGUUUGGCACUCAAAUUAGACAAAUAUAUGUCACUGUGCUAUGUUAAAAUAAAGGGCUCCUACUAAUCACAUCUAUAAAUAGUUUUGAUUAAAAGGCAUGUGUUUUAUAUUAAAAUAAAAUAACUA
Molecule: messenger RNA, 2195 nt
Organism: Dreissena polymorpha
Lineage: Eukaryota; Metazoa; Mollusca; Bivalvia; Myida; Dreissenidae
Exons: 8
Coding region: 1-1428 (475 amino acids)
Source: RefSeq, a predicted model, not a curated record